Molecule: messenger RNA, 2760 nt
Organism: Nestor notabilis (Kea)
Lineage: Eukaryota; Metazoa; Chordata; Aves; Psittaciformes; Psittacidae
Product: protein piccolo-like
Exons: 3
Biological process (GO): protein localization to synapse; presynaptic active zone assembly
Cellular component (GO): cytoskeleton of presynaptic active zone; axon; glutamatergic synapse
Molecular function (GO): structural constituent of presynaptic active zone; metal ion binding
Source: RefSeq, a predicted model, not a curated record
AUGCUGAGAGAAAGCUCCACAGUAGUUCUAUUUAAAAAGAAAAAACGUCUUCAGGACUUAUUCUGUGAACUGGCACCUGUUUACCUGAUUGAAAAUUCUUCUGAUUUGCAUCCUGAGCUUGAUACAAGACCCCGACAACCAGGUAAGCCUCCAGAUCCAGGACCACCAAGUUUAAGUAAAAGCAGAACAGUAGAUGCGCUGAAGACAGAACAACGGGCACCUGCACGGAGCCCUUCUUCUAUUAGUCUGAGGGAAUCGAAGUCCAGGACUGAUUUUAAAGAAGAUCAGAAGCCAAGUAUGAUGCCCAGUUUUCUUUCAGAAGCCAAUCCAUUGAGUGCAGUCACUUCAGUUGUGAACAAAUUCAAUCCUUUUGAUUUGAUAUCAGAUUCAGAUGCAGCCCAAGAAGCCAGUAGGAAACAAAAGGUUACCCCAAAGGAGCAAGGCAAACCUGAGGAGCAGAGGGGCCUUGCAAAACAUCCAGCUCAACAACAGCCUCCAAAGCCAGCUGUUCAACAACAAGGACCUGCCAGACCUACUCCCCAGCAAACUGAGUCUUCCAAACCAGUGCCUCAGCAGCAGCAGCAGCCUGGGGAACCAAAGCAAGUUCAGAAACCAGGCCCUGGUCACCCGGCAGACUCAAAGGUAGAACAGAAACAACCACCCCAGCCACGAGGACCACAAAAAUCUCAGCCACAGCAGUCAGAACCAUCGAAGCCCGUUCAACAUCAGCUGUCUGCAAAACCUUCAUCAGGCCCAGCAAAACCAUCAUCACAGCAAGCAGACAAUGUUAGACCAUCAUCGCAAGCCCCACCUUCGACAAAACCAUCAUCGCAACAGCCAGGAUCUGUAAAACAACCAUCUCAGCAGCCAGCACGGCAAGGAGGUCCUGUAAAGCCAUCUUCACAGCAAGCAGGGCCUCCAAAGCAGCCUUCUCAACAACCUGGACCUGAAAAGCCAUCUGCUCAGCAAACAGGACCAGCAAAACAACCAUCGCAGCCUGGACCUGGGAAGCCACCUCCACAGCAAACAGGACUUGUAAAACAAGUGCCACCACAGGCAGGGCCAGCAAAACCAUCUUCUCAGCCUGCAGGGGCCACAAAGCCCCUGGCACAACAGCCAGGACCUACAAAACCACCAAGCCAGCAACCAGGGCCUGAAAAGCCCUUGCAGCAAAAGCAAGCUGGUGCAACCCAACCUACUGAGUCAGCCCCAAAGAAAACCUUCUGUCCUCUUUGCACAACCACUGAACUUCUGCUCCAUGCUCCAGAAAAGGCCAAUUACAACACAUGCACGCAGUGUCAUACUGUAGUCUGCAGCCUGUGUGGAUUCAAUCCCAAUCCUCAUAUAACAGAGAUUAAUGAAUGGCUCUGUUUAAACUGCCAGAUGCAAAGAGCAUUAGGUGGUGACCUAGCACCAGGUCAUGGUCCUGGGCCACAGCCACCUCCACCCAAACAGAAGACACCCAUUCCAUCUUCCCCAGCUAAACCAUCUCCCCAGCCACAGCCAGCUCAAAAGAAAGAUGCUUCUCCAAAACCUGAUCCUUCUCAGUUGGCAGAAUCAAAGAAACCCCUGCCACAGAAAAAGCAACCCUCCUUGCCUGGGUCUCCCCCUGUAAAAUCGAAACAACUCCGUGCUGAGCCAACUGAGACCUCCCAGCAAAUAGAUCCUACUCCAAAGUCUGAUCAGGCCAAGCCAACACAGGCUGAAGAUAAGCAAAAACAACCCAGUAUACGGAAGCCAACAGCAGACACUGUGCCUACCUCUGCAGCACCAGGGCCGAAACAGGAGUUGGCAGGUCCCAGACCGCCACCAACUCAACAGAAAGUGAUAGAUUCCCCAAAGCCAGAGCUUGCCAAGCCGCCACAGGACACACAGCCAGCUGGGGACAAACCAGAUUCCAAACCUCUUCCACAAAUGUCUCGGCAGAAGUCAGAUCCCAAGCUUACAUCUCAGCCUGGGGCUAGACCAGAUGCUAAAAUUCAGAAGCCUCCUGAGCCAACACAGGCAAAAGAUGAUCCUAAGAAGUUACAAACAAAACCGUCCCCAAAGCCUGAUGCCAAACCAGCUCCCAAGGGCCCACAAGCAGGGGCAGGUCCCAAGCCAGUGCCAGCCCAGCCGGCACCUCAACCCCAGCCUCCUCAGAAAACUCCAGAGCAGCCAAGGCGUUUCAGCCUUAAUCUAGGAGGCAUCACUGAUGCCCCUAAGCCUCAGCCUACAACACCACAAGAAACAGUCACUGGGAAACUUUUUGGAUUUGGAGCUUCAAUCUUCAGCCAGGCCUCAAAUUUAAUCUCCACAGCGGGUCAGCCAGGGUCUCAGACAUCAGCCCCUGCUCCGACCGGUCCUGCAGUGAAACAGCCUCAGCCUCCAUCACAGCCUCCAGCCUCUCAGGCAGCUCCCAAAGGAGCUGGUCAGGCUCAGCCUCUUCCAAAAGCUGUUCCUGUGAAGAAAGAAGCCAAGCCUCCUAUGGCUGAAAAAACAGAGCCAUCAAAAGUGGAUAGUGUUUUAACAGCUAAAGUGUCUGAUUUAGAAAAGAAACCUGGUUUAGCUAAAGAUAGCAAGCCUCAGGCUGCUGAAGCGAAGAAACCUGCUGGGCUGUUGGAACCAGAGAAAGCCAGCCAGCCUAAAGAGUCUUGUCCCCUUUGCAAAACUGGACUAAAUAUCGGUUCUAAGGAUCCCCCCAACUUUAAUACAUGUACAGAAUGCAAGAAAGUUGUCUGCAAUCUCUGUGGAUUUAACCCGAUGCCUCACAUAGCAGAG